Messenger RNA from Coturnix japonica (Japanese quail), 7000 nucleotides. It is a transcript of the gene STIMATE, whose product is annotated as STIM activating enhancer. The record is from RefSeq and is a predicted model, not a curated record. Gene Ontology annotation, molecular function: calcium channel regulator activity. Gene Ontology annotation, biological process: activation of store-operated calcium channel activity. Gene Ontology annotation, cellular component: membrane; cortical endoplasmic reticulum. NCBI's taxonomy places the organism in Eukaryota, Metazoa, Chordata, Aves, Galliformes, Phasianidae.
GGUUAGAGCUGCGUGAUCUUAAAGGUCCCUUCCAACCCAAACCAUCCUGCCCUUCUAUGGAUGUAAUUAUGCUCCAGAUAAUAAGAUUGUUCUGAGUAUAAUUAUACGUGUUGUUCACAUCAUGGAAUGUUUAGAAAAAAGGGUGCGAUUUUGUUGACCUUUGGAAACGAUUAAAAUGAUAAAUUAUCCAGAACUUGAGAGCUGUGUUUAAUCAGAACUAACUCCUGAACUGUUAGCUCGCCUGUUGUUUAACUGCAAUCUGCAUAAUGAGCUGGUGUUCUUGACUAAUGUUUUAUAAUUGAAUUUGUAAGGAGCUGAUGUGCACAAAUGCACCGUGCAUUUCUGCACUCUGCAGUGAUAUUAAUUUCAUGGUUAAUGAAGUUUGCAAGUAUCUGACAAGGUCUUAUCUGUGUGGAUGGUGCUGAUUAAAUGGAGAGCCACGUCUGCUUCCUCACGCCUGCGGGCAGGAAACGUUCACCUUCUCACAGCACCGUCCCACUCACAUGCUUCAUGAUCACAGCCAGAAGUGCACCCUACAGAACGCAGAGCGUGUGCUGCUCCUGGCAGCUGGAAGAUGGAUGGUGCUUCGGUCAGGAGUAACUCGGCUUGUUCCCGCUGCUGCUCAGGGUGCUAAGGGCCUGUUCCUACCACCAGUGCUGCAUUGCACAGCCUCACAGUUUGCGUUUAUAUCCUUUGGGAGCUGGUGCCUGUGCUGUGCCUCACAGGUGUGUGCUGUCUUCUGCUUUGUCUUGGUUUCAGCUGGGAUGGAAUUGUUUUUUUCAGUGUGCCAAGUCAGAAUUCUAGGAGGAAAACAAUGUUGAUAACACCAGUGUCUAUAGGUGCUGCUAACCAGUGCUGUACAGAGCCAAGAGUGUCUGCAAAGAAGGGCCCAAGGAGCAGCGGGGAAGAGAAUUAGGACUGAAACUGGCCGAAGGGAUAUUCCAUACCAUGUGACAUCACUUGGAAGGAGUUUUGAAGGGGGUGGGAGUUCACCUCGCUCUCUUCCACUGCUCAGGGGCUACCUGGGUGAUGGUUGGGGGACAGUGAGCAAUUGCUUAUGCAUUCAUAUAUAUCUAUAUAAAUAGGUAUAUGUAUAUUUGUCAUUAUAAUUAUCCUUUCCUUUUUCUCUACCACAGCACACUGAGUGAAGGAAGGCAGUGUAAGCAGAUAGGACCUGGAGCCGGGAGGUGAACCAGGGAGAGGGGUUCCGAAGUUUUUCAGGGUUUCAAAUGUAAUCUGCUUUAGAGAACUGGUGACUGGUGAAAUGCCCAAAGUCUGGCCAGUGCUGCUUUGUGGGGUUGGUCCUGUCAGUCUUUGGCAGCCCCAAGGCAGGCAGGCCAGCACUCACCUGCACAGCCUUUGCUUUUGCUUUUGAUUGUUGUUCCUGUCAUUUUAUCCCACUGUCAAAAGUACAGAUCUUUCCAUGGGCCAGAACUGACUUUAAGGUUACAACCAGCUGCUCACAACUUACAGCACAUCUUCUGUCUCUGGUUGUUUUUUUAAAGAUGUUAUUCCCAGAAAUUUGUAUUUCUUUUGGAAUUAUUGCUCUUAAUUUCUUACCAGCUCUGGAAAACAUCAGCUAUCAAAUACCAUCAAAUACCAUUUCAGCAUCAAAUACCAUCAAAUACCAUCAAAUACCAUUUUAGCACACCUUUCUUGUCUCGAGGGUGAUGGUGUGACAUGGCAACAUAUUUUAGUUUAUCUGCAUAGGGUUUGAAUGUUCUCUUUGAGAGGUAAUUGUAAUGACAGAAAAUGAAGUGGUCUAGACAGCUUUAAAAUUGAGCUUAAAAAUUACCUCCUUCAUCUGAUGCUAAAAGCUCGAGCUUUCUUCCAGCAGUGUGUUACAGUGCAGGCAUUAGGUGUGAGUGUUGUGGAGCUUUCAUGAAAGCUGCACAAAUGUGAAGGGGUACAAAGCUGUGUCAAUAAGAGCAGUGCUCCUGCACAUGGAAAUGAUUGCCAUUUCGUCUGCACGGAAUAAAGACCUUGUUAGUAGAGACACUGCAGCGAAGGAGCCUUCAUGGCAACCGGGCAGCAACCCUCCAUUCACUGUGUUUGUGAAAGUUGGUUGUGUAAUUUUCUGCUUUUCUUUUUGUUAGGUGAAAUGAGUCUCCCUUCUGCAAUGCAGCGCUUCUGUUGUGUCAUCAGCAGAAGGAUCAAUCUGGUUAGCAAGAACUACAUAGAAUUUCAAUGGACGUUAAACAGGCUGUGUAAAUCCACCCUUGGCCUCCCUUUGCUGUGCUCAUUGUUUUCCACAAAGAGGAACAGCUUCACGUGCUUCUUGCAUUGGUCUGAAGAUACAUUUGGGAGUUGGCUUCUGCUUUUGGGACUGUUCCACUGCAGGCCUGACUGAUGAGCUCUCUGAUGGGGGCGUUUGUUGCCGUGCUUUGGCAGCACUGUGGGUUCUGCUGCUGGCUUAAAACAACUGUAAAACGACUAAGAGAACCAAAGCAUGAAAGACGCCCUUGGAGGAUAUGGUUUUUAGACACUUCCAAGCAAGCCAUAGGGAUGUUGUUCAUCCACUUUGCAAACGUCUACUUAUCAGACCUUACUGAAGAAGACCCUUGUUCACUGUACUUUAUCAACUUCUUGUUAGAUGCCACAUUAGGAAUGCUGUUAAUCUAUGCAGGUGUACGUGCAGUCAGCAGCAUUGUGGAAUGGCAGCAGUGGGAGUCCCUGCGCUUUGGUGAAUAUGGUGACCCGCUGCAGUGCAGCGCUUGGAUGGGUCAGUGUGCUCUGUACAUAAUGAUUAUGACAUUUGAGAAAACCAUCAUCAUUAUAGUGCUUCUGAUUCCUCAGUGGAAGGAGGUAGCUUUAUUGAAUCCUAUAGAGAACCCCCAGUUGGAGCUGGCUAUCGUCAUGUUGAUAGUUCCCUUCUUUGUUAAUGCAUUUAUCUUCUGGGUUGUAGAUAAUUUUCUUAUGAAGAAAGGGAAGACAAAAGCUAAACUUGAAGAAAAAGAAGCAGGACAAGAUUCAAGAAAUGGGAGUAAAGUCCGCUACAGGAGAGCAGCAUCACAUGAGGAGUCAGAGUCAGAAAUCCUCAUCUCGGCAGACGAUGAGAUGGAGGAAUCGGACGUGGAAGAGGACCUGCGUAGACUGACCAACCUAAAGCCCAUUAAGAAGAAGAAGCAUCGUUUUGGUCUGCCAGUAUGAUGCAUUCCCUGACCUGUGUUUGCAGGUUUCACUGCAAGAACUUCUCAGUCAGUGGGUUUUAAUGUUGCAGUUGCUUCUCACUUUCAUACAAACUGACUCAAAAGCAAGGUCUGUCAACAUAAUGCAAUCAGCUGGAAGACUUGCAGUUCAGUUGCACUACAGACACACUGACCAAUUAUGCAAGAAUGUCUUUUCAUCCUGUGUGAAAGCAGCAUUGUUAAGGACGGGUCACUGCUGUGACUGCAUCUGACAUGUCAGAGAAGAUCCAGAUAAGAUCCAGUAACCUUUCCUUUGUGGUUACCGGAUGAUGCGGUGUAAGAUGUUCUCUAAAAGGCAUCCAAAUUGAAUAAGUUAGAGUGUGUUUUAUUACUAAAACUGGCUUUUGCAGCAUAAUUCCUAGAGCAGAAUAGUUUAUGGCUACAAGCUGUAACUUACUGUUAUUUUUUUAAGUACAAAUGUUUACUUGCUACCAGGUACCUAUGGAACUAAUAGGUGGAACAAAGAUUUUUUCCAAGAUUCCUCAAAUCUAUUUGACUAUUUUAUAUUUAAGUUAUAUUUUCAUACGGUUGUAUUUAAAGAUUCUCCUUGUCAGAGCAAAGGGUGUCGUUCCCUUCUUUGUGCAGAAAAGGUCAAAAGGUUUGUCAGUUUGUCGUGAACAUCGUUUUAUCCUUGUGUGCUGGUUUCAGACAAAGGGGCUGCAAAGGGAAGAGCUCUGUCACUGCUGCAAUCACCAGGUGUCACUAAGGAUGCAGUCCUUGGUGUGAUUAUGACCAUGUGAUUUGAGAAUACCUUUGUUCAGUACGAGGUGUUGGCCGCGUGUUUGACUAAUGUGCACUUUAGUGUAUAGCAGCAGUGUGUCACAGUAGGUCACUUCUUUGUGAAACCAAUAUCUGUGAUUGAAUUUAUUUCCGUGUCUGAAAGUCUGCUGUGUGAACCUCUUGUGUAGUGCAGGAGGGGUGGAACCUUCCUGAGGCUUUUCCUUGCGUAGGGCCAUCCAGGGCCUCGAUCUGAUGGAGGACUGUGCUACAGUAUUGUGACUAAUUCUGUCCCAUGCUUAUUUUCUGUUGAAAAAGCAACCUUCUGUGUCGUGUGCUUGAAAAACGGGAGUCUUCUGUUUACUUUCCUGUCAACCUGGCUAUCCUCUCGUAUGUCACAGAAGAGAGGCGUAGUGCAGCUGCUGCAGAACUUCUGCAGUUCUCAGCUCAUGUCUUCUAGCAGUUGACAACGUGUGCUGCUCUAAAACCCUUCGGGCAUUUUCAGUGAGAUCCUUUUGCUUUGCCUGUGUUCUGAAUGUUUCUGACAGCUUUCCUUGCUGAGCUGAACCUUGUGCAGGACAAGGCGGUGUGUCAGAGAAGUGACAACAGAGACUGAUUGCAAGUCUGUUUUAGUGUCCGGACACCAGAAGUGUUCCAAGCCUUAAACCAAACAGUUUCAUCCGAAAACUGCUCAGAACUUUUUAAGAUUUUUUACAUUUUUUAUGACUUUACCAGGUCUUGAAGUGAUUUUCUUAUCCAGACCGCUUACACCUGGUUCUUGGGCCUUAGUAAAUACCGAACUGUGCGCUCCCUUCCUUCCCACUGCUCCAGCUUUCCUUUUCCUGCUCGGCUGCUGAGGUGAACGCAGCGCUCUGAGCCUCCAGGGAUCACCUCAGCGUGCCCAGCUGAUUCAAAGGGACGUUGUACCAAACCUGGUGUUUGCAAGCUUAGGUGAGCCACUGACCUCUGUUACUGUGCACUGAAAUGUAAUUACUGCAAUAAGUUCAAAUACGAGCGUUUCUUUUAGAUUCAAUGUAGAAUCUGACGACCUGGAGGACAGGGAAACGGGGAAAUGUCCCUCAUCAGUGUUGCCUCUGUUUUCGUUUUUAGUGUUGCUGGUUGUUGGUUUCAUUGCCCUGCUGGUAGUUGCUGGUUGGGUAGUUUUGUGUCUCCACAAGCACAGAAGUCCUUCGAGGAAUUCCUUUUCAUCAACAACCUGCUGUUCUAAAGGGAUGUGAGAGCUGGGGCUGGCUCUCGUCGUAAAUGUGUUUAUAUUUUCAGCGUAGGCUUUGUUGAGUUUCAGCUGGUGGAAUCCAAGUGCGUCGCAUGUGCUGCACAGUCACUGCUAUCCUCAUCAACUGCGCGGCGCACACAGGUUUAACUCUACAGGCUUUCAUUUCAUCUUCCUUUUCCCUCCUCUGAUCUCUUAAAUUAUUGAAAUGAUAUCUAUUUCUAUAUCUAUUUCUGGUCUCGUGUGCAGUCUGUGAAAUGUCCGUAUGAAAUUAUGGCCUUAAUCAUGUAAAGUAUUUGUUUUGAGCAGACCUCAAACUGGCUGACUGAGUACAAAGGAAAAGAAAGGAAUAGAAAGGAGUCCAAAGGAAUAUAAAGGAAUAGAAAGGAGUUCAAAGGAAUAUAAAGCACUACAGAGCAUUUCUUGAAGGUGGUUUUUGCAAAUGCCUGAUUUUUUAUGUCUUAAGUGCUUAAACGUUGCUUGGUUUGAGACUUCAGCAUGCCUAGCGAGGUGAUGUAGGAAAGCACUAUGAGCCAAAGAGAAGUCGAGUGUUUUAAGUACUGCAGCAAUGGGAGGAGGAGAGUAUCUUCAGAGGGAGAAAAACUGCUCUAACUCCCUCUGCUAAGACCAAGUUCUUGCUCACAAGCUCAGCCCAACACCCAGGCCUGGUUUUCUGCUGUUUGUUUUACAUUAUCGCGUGAAAAAGGAAGAAAAGGUGCACAGCUGCAGUUUUCCCCUUUGGAGAUGAGAAUGGGAGCUGUGGUCAGUGUGGGUUGGUGGGCUCCUGUCCGAGCUCCCGUGUGCAGGGAAGGAUUUGCCCCGUGCUCCCUGCAUCGUGCUGCUCGUGGCCAUGGGCUGCAGGCACGGCUGGAGUCAGUGUUCGACUCAGAGUCGGUCCAGUCAUAAUAAUACCAUGAUGGCAGCUUUGUGUCUGUCCUCACACUGGCGCUCUGAGCUCACACCUGGCUAAUGCUGUUCAUGACAGCCAACAGUGAAGAUUAGUUCAGGCUUGAAAACGUGAUUGUUAAUGGAAAUAAGCUGCGUUCUGUAUGUCAGAGUGAGAGAAAGGGAGCGUAACGUACCGACAUACAGUGUUGGUGCAGCUGAGAUUUCCCACGUCUGGGUCAGCCUCCAUCUAUGAACAGCUCCUGGUGUCUGACCUGCAGCACGUCCGUGUGGGCUGACAGCUCCGCUGUUACCUGGGAUGUGGUUUUCAGGCUCUGGCUUUAAUCCGUUCAGGUCCCCUUGUCUGACUUCCAGUCGGUGGAUGCUGUACAUUAAUGCUGCUCACUACAACGGGCUCAAGAUUUUUUCAGGGAAGACUCAGAAAUUGAGUUGCAAAUCAGAGCAAUGCAAAGUGAUCCAUCCCUGCCCACUGUGCACCCAGAGGGGAGGGGGGCUCUGCAGGAGCUGAGCAUCACGAGGGGUCUCUGCCACUGUGCUUGACCAGCCCAUGUUGGCAGCUUCACUGUGCAGGAGAAACCAGCGAUGGAAGAGAAUAAAUUCGGCCACAUCAGGUCAGAGCAGGUCGUACAGCAGAGGGGUGCAAACCUCUUAUGUACUUAAAGUUUCCAGCUCAAUUACUGAAAAUGGCUGCUAUAGUUUUACAAAGUAAAGCUGCAGUAUCUUUACAAAGGGACUCUUGUAGGUGUUUCUGUCUUUGGUGGGUAUCUGUCUCCAACUGAACGUUGGGUUUGUUUGUAAGUAAAGUCAGAUUGGAGCCUGUGUGAGCAAAGCAAACAGCUGCGUUCUGCUGCCCUCUGUCCGACCACGCUGUUAAUCAGUAGCGUUACCUUCAACUUCUAAGGGUAUCUGAUGUAACUGCAUUGUAUAACGGGUUACAAUAAAGGUGACUUAUUACAGA